CUCGGAACUCCUUGGAUGUUAUCUUAGUUUUCAUACAGGAACACCCAUUUCCUUGCAUCGAAAAUUGAAAAUGUAAAUGACAAACAUCAAAAGCAGAGUACACAUGGUGAUAAUUUAAGGUCAACAUCAUGCCAAGAGGAGGUGCUCCACUCGUUACGGGUGUGUCGCCCAAGGAGGGUCCCCCGGGGACAAGGAUAACAAUCAGGGGAGAGAACCUUGGAAAAGACCCGAAAGACUUGAACGGUUUGCUGAUUUGUGGAGUGGAUUGCCUGCUUACAGCGGAAUGGAAGUCCUCAAGUAAAAUCAUCGCUCGCAGUGGUCCUGGGAAAGGGAAGGGCGAUGUGACGGUUAUAACAAAGUCAGGAGGCGUGGGGAGCUGUACUGUGGGGUUUAAAGGAUACCAUGUACAGAUUGGCCCCCUUCAGGAAUCAGCCAUUUGGAUUGAUGAGUCACAGACUGUUAAUGUUCGCCGCCUUCACACACAGCUUCCGAUGUUUUCCAAAGACGAUGAUGAUCCUCUGGGAAUAUCAGAUGAAGGCAUUCAAAUUACCAUACAGGAUACCGAAGCUUCCAAUGAAAUAAAAACUUACGAGGAUAGUGCCAAAUACAAAGAAGAAGAGCUGUUGGAACUCUUUCCUGAAGGUUCUGGGAACUUGUCGCUGGAGAAUUUUUCGGCGGCCUGGUAUCUUCUGGAGAACCACCACAGUACAAGUUUUGAUGACCUGAGGGCAGGCCUGGCCUUCAUGAAGCGUAGGGCUUCCCACAGAUCAGAGGGACCAAUCACCUUUGUCAAAUCCAACCUCUCCUCCACCCUUGACUGUUUGGAAAGUUUAGAUGCAAUGUAUCAACAAUUUUGCAUUGAUGAUCUGAAAGGGGAUGCAGUAAAUUCCUAUGCUGUGUUGUUGAUGCAGGCAAAGUCCUGUGCUGAUGGACUGUUCCAGGAAGUGUUGGGAAGGAAGGACAAGGCAGACUCUACAAGGAACGCUCUAAGUGUCCUACAGAGAUUCAAAUUCCUCUUCUAUCUCCCCCUGAAUAUUGACAGAAAUAUCAAAAGGGGAGAUUACAGUUUGGUUAUAAAUGACUACGUCAGAGCGCGUUCAUUAUUUGCCAAUACACAAGUUCAAGUGUUUAAAAAAGUGUAUAAUGAUGUAGAGGGCAGAAUUAACGCAUUCCGAACCAUGCUUCAGACAAAGUUACUAGAGUUACCCACCCCUUUAGAGGAACAAAAGAAGUUAAUCAGGUACCUGAUAAGUCUGGGAUGUGAGGGGGACCCAGCCUGGCAGUGUCUGGUCAACCAGCAGAAAUGGCUGGUGGGGCUACUGACCAAGUGUAAGGAUAGCCACAUACAGGAGGAAGCAAACAGCCUAGCUGAGGGAGACACUAACAUUGUCAAAAGCCCAGUAGCUCUCACACAAGGAAGAGGAAGAGACACCAACGCCAGUGCUAAAACAUCUUCAGAGCAAGCAGGCUGGAAAUCAGGAACUCCUCAGAAGAUUGUGUUUGUGGAGGAACUGACGAACCUAAUGCUGGACAAUAUUCCAGACUUCUGGAAGCUGGGGCAGGCUUACUUCUCCGGCUCCCUCUUCAUCAACACAAAGGAGACAUCAGAUAAACAUUACAAAGUAGACACCAGUAAACACAGCCAGUUCAAGCAAAUGGUCACAGAUUUAAUCAGCUUGUUUUCCAAUCUGGUCAGAGCUGCCUUUCUGCCGGAGUCUCUGGAGAACAUCGCUAAGGAGAUGCGGGAUUCCUUCGGGAAGUGGCCCUGUCCAUGCAGUGAUAUUCCGGGAGGCUGGCUCCCCUCCAGCGUCCGAUAUAUCAGGUUUUGUGUGAACUCGCUGUCUUUCUUGGACCUUCCUGGGGAUUCCCCUUUAAUUCUCCAGGAUCUGGCUCUGGACAUCCGAACAAACUGCAUGUUUACACUGCUCAAGCAGGCUAUUGCAGAUGUGAAACAACUGCACCUAAAAGAAACUUGGACAGUGGAUACAGAUGAUGAAUCAGGGGGAACAACUCAACUUCCUGCUUUGUUUGAGAACAUUGUCAAUGAGGCAAUACAACAUCUCCAUGAAGUGGUCGUUCAAAACAAAGCUGGAGAGCCAGAGAUUUUUGCCCAGCGAACCAUACAGAAAGACGCUACCGCCCUGUGCACCCAGCUUCUACAGGCCUUCUCCCCCUGUCUCCACAAACUCGCUUUUGAUCCUCCUGAAGUCACAUCCAAAAAAAAUAAGGGAGGAAAGAGAGUUAUUUCCCCUGAGGACUCUUCAGCACCUCCACCUGAUGAAGGAGUUCCACCAUUUGACAAACGCUUAAUAAUCAUACUGAGCAACUGUAACCACACAAUGGUCCGAGUUAUCCCCCGCCUUGUCGAAAACCUCAAUAAACAUGGCUACGUAGAAAUGGAAAAAGCUCUGAGGAAUGAUAACGAAGAGAAUUCAAAUAUUUCUCGCAUCCGAAAGGCAGAUCUGAAAGAAGGAUAUAAGGUUGCUAAGGAUACUUAUGAGGAUCUAGAUGAUAGUUUGUUUGAGGCCUAUGUGGAGGAAAAGUCCAAUCCAAUUGUAGGUGCCAUAGAACAAAAUGUCUACAAAGGAGGCUUUCAAUGGAAGACCUGCAAAAAACCAACAGGAGUAAGAAACUACAUUAAAGACAUGAUCAUGAAGAUCAUCGAGGUCCAUGCUGAGGUAUUUGCUGUAUCCCCAGUGUUCGUUACCAGGGUUACACAGAAGGUGAUUGAGGCAGUAUCUGAGGAGCUGACCAGGCUGAUACAGUGUGUCACAGAACAUGGGCCCUACAGUCCCAUACAGGCUCGCUUGGAACUUCUGGCUCUACAAGAAACGGUCAAUAUGUACCUGACUCCACAUGCAAGCUCCUGUUACAAGGAUGCCCUAGAUGACCUCCCAGUGCUGAAGCCGGAGCACAAAAAACUGCAGGAAGAGCUGCUGAAUAAAUUCAAAUCUCAGAUGAAGUUCCAGCUGAUGUGUUUCUAUGGCGACAAUAUUUUGAGAUCUUCAAGUGAGGCAUAGUAGCAUUCAGCAGACUUAAAAUGAUUAUAAUGUCACUUGAUAGAGGUCGAAGGAUGGAAAUUCAUGAUGUGAAAGUGUCAUAUGACCUGCUAUUGUGCAAUACAUUUUGUUUUGUUAUUGAAAUGUCCUUUUUUGUCUUUGCAUCAAAUAUUAAAACUCAAAAUGAA
Magallana angulata is the source of this 3187-nucleotide messenger RNA. Its product is annotated as exocyst complex component 2-like. NCBI's taxonomy places the organism in Eukaryota, Metazoa, Mollusca, Bivalvia, Ostreida, Ostreidae. Gene Ontology annotation, cellular component: exocyst. The transcript is spliced from 30 exons. The record is from RefSeq and is a predicted model, not a curated record. Gene Ontology annotation, biological process: exocytosis; Golgi to plasma membrane transport. The coding region runs from base 129 to 3020 and encodes 963 amino acids.